ACGUGAUGCUGAGGCUACAGUUACAGACACGGCCCCUGCUGGCGCAGCCUCUCUGAUUCUCUCUCCCUUUCCGCGUCCAGCGCUGGGCUUUUUCAGACAAGUGCAUCUCCUAACCAGGUCACAUUUCAGCCGCGACCCACUAUCCGUCGGUCACCGGAGUCACACCGCAGGAGGAGGGCGGAGGAAGACGACGGCGUUUGCUUCGCCAACCGCGGGGUGGGAAGAAGGACAUUAAAAUACUGCAGAAGUCAAGACUCCCCCCCACCCCAGGUCGGACCCGGACCACGAUGCGCGCCCCGGGCUGCGGGCGGCUGGUGCUGCCUCUGCUGCUCCUCGCCGCGGCCGCCCUGGCCGAAGGAGACGCCAAAGGGCUCAAGGAGGGCGAGACCCCCGGCAAUUUCAUGGAGGACGAGCAAUGGCUGUCGUCCAUCUCGCAGUACAGCGGCAAGAUCAAGCACUGGAACCGCUUCCGAGACGAGGUGGAGGAUGACUACAUCAAGAGCUGGGAAGACAAUCAGCAAGGAGAUGAAGCCCUGGACACCACCAAGGACCCCUGCCAGAAGGUAAAGUGCAGCCGUCACAAGGUGUGCAUCGCCCAGGGCUACCAGCGGGCCGUGUGCAUCAGUCGCAAGAAGCUAGAGCACAGGAUCAAGCAGCCCGCCCUGAAGCUCCCUGGAAACAAAGACACCGUCUGCAAGCCCUGUCACAUGGCUCCGCUCGCCUCGGUCUGUGGCUCUGAUGGCCACACUUACAGCUCAGUGUGCAAGCUGGAGCAGCAGGCAUGCCUGAGCAGCAAGCAGCUGACCGUGAGAUGUGAGGGCCCCUGCCCCUGCCCCACAGAGCAGGCCUCCCCCUCUGCCACCGAUGGCAAGCCAGAGACCUGCACAGGUCAAGACCUGGCUGACCUGGGGGACCGGCUGCGGGACUGGUUCCAGCUCCUUCAUGAGAACGCCAAGCAAAAUGGCUCAGCCGGCAGUGGGGCCAACCUGGCCAGUGGGCUGGACAAGAGCCUGGGGGCCAGCUGCAAGGACUCCAUUGGCUGGAUGUUCUCCAAGCUGGACACCAGUGCUGACCUCUUCCUGGACCAGAUGGAGCUGGCCGCCAUCAACCUGGACAAGUAUGAGGUCUGCAUCCGCCCCUUCUUCAAUUCCUGCGACACCUACAAGGACGGCCGUGUCUCCACUGCUGAGUGGUGCUUCUGCUUCUGGAGGGAGAAGCCUCCCUGCCUGGCGGAGCUGGAGCGCAUCCAGAUCCAGGAGGCUUCCAAGAAGAAGCCAGGAAUCUUCAUCCCGAGCUGUGACGAGGACGGCUACUACCGGAAGAUGCAGUGUGACCAGAGCAGUGGUGACUGCUGGUGUGUGGACCAGCUGGGCCUGGAGCUGACGGGCACCCGCAUACAUGGCAGCCCCGAUUGCGACGACAUCGUGGGCUUCUCAGGGGACUUUGGGAGUGGUGUCGGCUGGGAGGACGAGGAGGAGAAGGAGACAGAGGAAGCAGGCGAGGAGGCUGAGGAGGAGGAGGGCGAGGCAGGCGAAGGGGACGACGGAGGCUACAUCUGGUAGAUGGCCCUCGGGGAGCCGUGGCAGGCCAGGGUGCCGAUGGCCAGGGGAGACGGGCCAGCAGAGACCUGGACAGAAGCAGGCAGCUUACGCACGGAUCCGGAAAAUACAGUUGGAAGGACCCUGGCUCCAGCGGGGAGGACUGGAUGUGUGAGUGUGCAUGGCACGCGUGCAGCCUGUAUGGCCAGGACGUGUGAAUGUGUGUGAGUGUGGCAUGCGCUGACAAAUGUGUCCUUGGUCCACACUGCUCCAAAGACCUCCUUGUUGUUUGCUUUCCAUUUAUUGUUGGUUUUAGAGUACACACAUCCACACACAUACACCCACCACAAGGUCAAAACUGAUGAAAUGAGAUGCCCCCUGCCACAUCCCCAAGCCCCCUCCAGGCCUGUCCCGACGCCCUUGGGUUGCCCUGACUGGGGUUUCUUGUCUCGAUUGCUAUCCUUGGCUCAACCAGCCCUGCUUCCUCCUGCCCUUGCCUGCCCUCUCCCACCCCCCUUUAGGUGUCCCCAUUGCACAGGGGAGCAAACAGGGAGCUGCCUGCUGGCUGGGGUCCUCCUGGAGCCGGGCCAGUGUGGCUGUGACACCCGCACCAGCCUCUGAUGACGUGGGCUGGAACACCCACCACAGUGAGCCCCUUCCCUUUGCUGGACUCGCCAGCGUUAGAGAAACUGGUCUCCUAACCCAGGCCUGCGUGAGCUAGGGUGGCCAGAGCUGAGAGGCCUAGGGAGGGGAAGGCCUGGCCACCAAGCCGCUGGGGUGGAGCAGAGGGAGGAAGAAGGAAGAUCUGCCUUUGCAGAUCUGGCAGGAGCUCUUUGGAGCCAAGGCUGGGUAGCCCUGAGUGCCAGACCCUAGAACAGCCCGGCCCCUUCCUGUGGCUCAGGUGGGGGCCUGGUCUGGGCUGUUCUCCUGGAGGCAGGGGGCGGUGCUUAUGCAGGUGGGCUCUGCCUGGCCUUGUGGGGCUGCUGCACUGCCCUUGUCCCCCUGGUCCGCUCUGGGAGCCUGAGGCUCGGGCAGCUGGUGGAAAGGCUGGGUCUCAGCGGGGUUGGGGGGGGUGCACCCAUCUCCUCUGCCAUGUGGACCAGUGGGAAGCUUAUCCCUGAGACGUGGGGAAGGAGAAGCCGGGAAAGUUCCACUUCCCAUGACCUUUCUCCAUCUCUCCUCCAGCGGGCGGCACCAGGCCCACUUCCGUCCCGUCCUCUCCCAGCGCCAGGGCCUUGCCUCUGACCCUGCUCAGGGUCCCCUGAGGCUGCCGUAGUGGAGGGGCUUCUCCAGGCUCCGAAGUGUUCAGGAGUGGUGAAGUCAGGGGCCAGGACUGGGGCCACACUUCCCUGUUCCCCCAAAUCUCCUUACCAGGUGGGAGCCAGAGUGGAUGAGACUGGGCCCCAUGUUUUGGUUUUUUGUUUUGUUUUCUUCCCCAAUCUGUACUGUUCUCCCUGUUGAAGCAAAUUCCUUAAUACCCUGGGUGAAGAAUUUCUAACCUGGACCUGGGCCUCUGCUGCCCUUCUGUGCAUGGUGAGCACAGUGUGUGUGCGUGUGUGAGUGUGUGUGAGUGGCUGUAUGUGUGUGAAUGUGUGGGAGAGCCUGGGAUGCGAGGAGAGGUGCCUGUGUGCCGGGUGGGCUGCCGCCGUGGGGCCCCGGGGCGAGGCUCCCUGCACAGGGCUCCAGCCCAUCCCUGCCCGGCUUUGGCAGCAUCCGCUGAGUCCGUCGGACCCUAUGGAAGAACCUCACCCCGUCUGCCCCUUUGACUGUACCCCGGAGUCAACAUCUUCCCAGUCCCGUCCUGGGGAAAAUAGCGAAACCGCAGUUAGCCCCGUGAGCCGCUUCUCAUCCCGCAGCACACAGCACAGGUAGGGUGUCGCGCUGCCCCAGACCCCCCACGUCCCGUCUCCCCUGCCCCCAGCCCUCCCUGCCCUCCUACCUCCUCCCUCAGGCCCCGGCUCAGUUCAGGGAACCUCCCUCUGCUCUCUGAGCAGCCGCCCCUCUCUCCGAGCUACUUGAAGCUUCCCGCUCUCGCUAGGAUUGGAGUCUGUCUGUCUCUUACCUCUGCCCCAGCGGAGACUUCUGGAACUGUCGCUGGGAGCGGCUGUUGAGGAGGCUGGGGCGUUCAGGGGUGGGGAGGGGGUGGAGAGGAAGGGGCACCCCUCUCUCACUGUUGCCCUCCCCUCCUGGGGGCACAAGCACCCUCUCUGUGUCUCUGGGUCUUCUGGUUGUGCACGUUUCUUAUGACCUUGUAAAUAUGUUGUAGAAAGAAAGCAAAAGGCGCUGAACUAGACCCUGGUGGGACUCAGGGGUCCAGCCCUGCCCUGUCUCUGAAGGCCCCACACUGCUUUUCACCCCACUCUCUGAGACUGAGCCCCCACCCCAGAGCUAGACGAAGCAGCUUGUUCCUAGGGGGCUGACAGCCUCCAAGUGACUUCUUGUCUGACAAGCUGCCAGGUUUUUUCGUGAGCAAGGUUGCAGGGUGGGUCUUCCUUGGCUCCUCGGAUUCAUGCCCUUGACCAAGCUGCCUGCCACCCACCUCCUCCCAUGUCCCUCUACGUGGAUAUUCUCUCUCCCCUGGUUUAGGCAGGCAGUGGAAUUAGGGCUCUGUUGAAAAGAGCUCAGCCAAAUUUGCAGAGCAGUUUCUUGUCUGGCCCCAGAGCUGCCCUUGGCCGCCCGAGGCCCCCUCACCCACGGGUGUGGGGAGAGAUGGGUAUGUCUAAGAUGGGGGAGUUGGAGUUGGAGAGAACAAAUGUGCCUUGAGAGACCACUCAGAGGGUUCAGGGUGAUGGGGAAGGAGGCACAGCAUUCGAGCUCAGGAAGGAGGAAGAGGAAGGCGAAGUUGAUGAGGGCACCGUGGGGCAUCACGAUGGCCCCCUAUUGUCCCACUGGUGCUGUGACCACAGGUGGUCACACUGCCUUCCCCAUGCCAGCUCACCUGGUGUUAGUGGCCACCCCUGCGCCUUUCAUGAGCUCUGUCUGCUUCCAACUUCACCUCUGAGUGGGUGGGGUCCCUUGGGACCCACAUGGGAACCCUCCAUUUCACCAAAGCCUCACCUCAGCCCUUUGGGGAGGACGAAUGGUUAGUCUGCUGCCACCUGGGGCCAAGAUUGUGAGGCUGUGGGCUGGCGGGGGUCAAAGGGAAGAGACACCGGGGGUACAAAAGGAAACUCGAGACAUCCCGAGGAAGUCCCAAGCAGAGCGAACUGCUUUAUAGCCUGAAGCCUGCGUAAACUGUGUAACGUGCAAUAACUGAGCUUAGAGUUAAGAAUCGUGUUCGAGUGCUUGGAUCUCCGUCUGUAUAUUUCAGUGCUGAAAUCGUAUCUUUCGGUAAUUUUAGAUGUCUUAAAAAAAUCGAGAAACAGUGUUAGACCGUGUAUGUGCAUUGAUGGGCACUCAAGCGUCCCGUGAGUCACCCCACCCUCUCCCUUUCCCCUGUGCCCCCAGCCUCACCCCCAGCCCCCCCUCCACUUGGGGACCCCGCCUCGUGUUGUCUUUAUCUGCCUAUUACUCAGCCUAAGGAAACAAGUACACUCCACACAUGCAUAAAGGAAAUCAAAUGUUAUUUUUAAGAAAACAGAAAAUAAAAACUUUAUAAACAUCA
Messenger RNA from Ailuropoda melanoleuca (giant panda), 5142 nucleotides. RefSeq names its product SPARC (osteonectin), cwcv and kazal like domains proteoglycan 2 (gene SPOCK2). Gene Ontology annotation, biological process: anatomical structure development. The record is from RefSeq and is a predicted model, not a curated record. The transcript is spliced from 11 exons. The coding region runs from base 288 to 1562 and encodes 424 amino acids. Gene Ontology annotation, molecular function: protein binding; collagen binding; calcium ion binding. NCBI's taxonomy places the organism in Eukaryota, Metazoa, Chordata, Mammalia, Carnivora, Ursidae.